AUAAAUUCCGUUUUGUUAUUUUUUGAGUACUACUCAAUGAGUAGCAUAGAUUAGUACAUUAUUUAUAUUUUUUCAAGCCUUUAGUGUUUCGCUUAGAAUGUGCUAGAACAAUGUGAACAAGCCGGAGCAACUAUAUAUUAAGGAUAAAGUGCAAUACUUACACAUACAACAAAAUACGAAUAAGGACGACGAUUUGUUAAAAAUAAACGGCGAGCGUAACACGAAUAUGGAUUUUGAAACUGGGGAGCACCAAUACCAAUACAAGGACAUUUUGUCCGUGUUUGAGGAUGCAUUCGUCGACAACUUCGACUGCAAGGAUGUCCAGGAUAUGCCGAAAUCAAUAUUGUCCAAGGAGGAAAUUGACCACAUCAUCAUGUCUAAGGAUGCAGUCAGCGGCACACUUCGCUUGUUUUGGACACUGCUCUCUAAACAGGAGGAAAUGGUCCAGAAAUUUGUGGAGGAAGUUCUCAGGAUCAACUACAAAUUCUUAAUGUCGCCAAUCAAGACUGAGCAACGGCAGCCCAGCAUGAUGACCAGGAUGUACAUCGAGCAGAGAGAUCGUCUGUACAACGACAACCAAGUAUUCGCCAAGUACAAUGUGAGCCGCCUGCAACCGUAUCUGAAGCUAAGGCAGGCUCUUCUAGAACUUCGCCCAGCGAAAAAUGUAUUGAUUGAUGGCGUCUUGGGAUCGGGAAAGACUUGGGUAGCCUUGGAUGUGUGCCUAUCGUACAAAGUGCAAUGCAAGAUGGACUUUAAGAUCUUCUGGCUUAACUUGAAGAACUGCAAUAGCCCGGAGACCGUGCUAGAGAUGCUGCAGAAAUUACUUUACCAGAUCGAUCCCAACUGGACAAGUCGUAGCGAUCAUAGCAGUAACAUAAAGCUUCGAAUCCACAGCAUUCAGGCGGAACUGCGACGACUGCUCAAGAGCAAGCCAUACGAGAAUUGUCUCCUUGUUCUGCUUAAUGUGCAAAAUGCCAAGGCUUGGAAUGCUUUCAACUUGAGCUGCAAGAUAUUGCUAACCACACGGUUCAAGCAGGUCACUGACUUUCUUUCGGCAGCUACCACAACUCAUAUUUCAUUGGAUCAUCAUUCGAUGACGCUUACGCCGGAUGAGGUUAAGUCUUUGCUUCUAAAGUACCUCGACUGUCGACCACAGGAUUUGCCCCGGGAAGUUUUGACAACGAAUCCCCGCAGACUAAGCAUUAUUGCUGAGAGCAUUCGGGAUGGUCUGGCGACCUGGGACAACUGGAAACAUGUAAACUGUGAUAAGCUGACGACCAUCAUUGAGAGCUCUCUAAACGUUCUGGAGCCCGCUGAAUAUAGAAAAAUGUUUGAUAGACUGUCAGUUUUCCCUCCAUCAGCCCACAUACCCACUAUUCUCCUAUCGUUGAUAUGGUUUGAUGUUAUCAAAUCCGAUGUAAUGGUAGUGGUUAACAAACUUCAUAAAUAUUCAUUGGUGGAGAAGCAACCAAAAGAGUCAACCAUAAGUAUACCCAGCAUAUACUUGGAGUUGAAAGUCAAGCUUGAAAACGAAUAUGCACUUCAUCGGAGUAUCGUAGAUCACUAUAAUAUCCCAAAAACAUUCGAUUCCGACGACUUGAUACCGCCUUACCUGGACCAAUACUUCUAUAGCCACAUCGGUCAUCAUCUAAAAAACAUUGAGCACCCCGAACGGAUGACUCUCUUUCGCAUGGUCUUUUUAGAUUUCCGUUUUCUAGAACAAAAGAUUCGGCACGAUUCAACUGCUUGGAAUGCCAGUGGAUCGAUCUUGAACACGCUACAGCAGCUGAAGUUCUACAAGCCAUAUAUUUGCGGUACGUAAAUUUCUGAAUCAUUUGAAACAAAAAAAAAAUGUAAUCUUUUUUUCAUGCAGACAAUGACCCAAAGUAUGAGCGCUUAGUCAACGCUAUUCUGGAUUUUUUGCCAAAGAUUGAGGAAAAUCUUAUUUGUUCAAAGUAUACGGACCUGCUUAGGAUUGCCCUGAUGGCCGAGGAUGAGGCGAUUUUUGAAGAAGCCCAUAAACAAGUGCAGCGCUUUGACGAUCGGGUUUGGUUUACUAACCACGGUCGUUUCCACCAGCACCGUCAGAUUAUAAACCUGGGUGAUAAUGAGGGGCGCCAUGCUGUCUACCUUCACAACGACUUUUGCUUGAUAGCGCUGGCCAGCGGGCAGAUCCUGCUAACCGAUGUUUCGCUGGAGGGAGAGGACACCUAUUUGCUAAGGGACGAGAGCGACAGCAGUGACAUUCUGCGUAUGGCGGUAUUUAACCAACAGAAGCACUUGAUCACCUUGCACUGCAACGGCAGCGUAAAACUUUGGUCCCUGUGGCCCGAUUGUCCAGGAAGGCGCCACAGUGGUGGUAGCAAGCAGCAGCUAGUCAAUAGCGUGGUUAAACGCUUUAUAGGGAGCUAUGCAAAUCUGAAAAUUGUUGCUUUCUAUUUAAAUGAAGACGCCGGAUUGCCAGAGGCCAACAUCCAACUGCAUGUGGCAUUCAUCAAUGGUGAUGUGAGUAUUUUGAAUUGGGACGAACAAGAUCAGGAGUUCAAACUGUCGCACGUGCCUGUUUUGAAAACGAUGCAGUCGGGAAUACGGUGUUUCGUUCAGGUUUUAAAGCGAUAUUACGUGGUCUGCACCUCAAAUUGCACACUUACUGUAUGGGAUUUGACCAACGGUUCCAGCAAUACGCUGGAACUACAUGUUUUUAAUGUCGAAAACGACACGCCGUUGGCCUUAGAUGUAUUUGACGAAAGGAGUAAGACCGCCACCGUGUUGCUGAUUUUUAAGUACAGCGUAUGGCGGCUCAAUUUUUUGCCAGGUCUUUCGGUUAGUUUGCAAUCGGAGGCAGUGCAACUGCCAGAAGGAAGUUUCAUCACCUGCGGAAAGCGUUCGACUGACGGACGUUACCUACUGCUGGGCACGUCCGAGGGACUUAUUGUGUAUGAUCUGAAAAUCUCUGAUCCCGUGCUACGCAGCAAUGUCAGCGAACAUAUAGAGUGUGUGGAUAUAUACGAGCUGUUUGAUCCUGUCUAUAAGUACAUUGUUUUGUGCGGCGCUAAGGGAAAACAGGUGGUCCAUGUGCACACAUUGCGCUCUGUAAGCGGCUCGAAUUCACAUCAAAACAGGGAAAUCGCCUGGGUUCACAGUGCAGAUGAGAUAAGCGUGAUGACAAAGGCUUGCUUGGAGCCUAAUGUCUAUCUGCGUUCUCUGAUGGACAUGACCAGAGAGCGGACGCAACUUCUGGCUGUGGACUCCAAGGAGCGCAUUCACCUAAUUAAACCGGCCAUUUCUAGAAUUUCCGAAUGGUCCACAAUCACACCCACUCAUGCUGCCAGUAACUGUAAGAUAAAUGCCAUAUCCGCCUUUAACGACGAACAGAUUUUCGUUGGCUAUGUGGACGGAGUGAUAAUAGAUGUUAUUCAUGAUACAGCGCUACCUCAGCAGUUUAUAGAGGAGCCCAUUGAUUACCUCAAACAGGUCAGUCCCAACAUUCUGGUGGCGUCGGCACACAGUGCCCAGAAGACUGUGAUAUUCCAGCUGGAAAAGAUAGAUCCGCUGCAACCCAAUGACCAGUGGCCAUUGAUGAUGGAUGUUAGUACCAAGUACGCGUCCUUGCAGGAAGGACAGUAUAUCAUUUUGUUUUCCGACCACGGAGUCUGUCAUCUGGAUAUAGCUAACCCAUCUGCAUUCGUGAAACCAAAGGAUUCGGAGGAAUACAUUGUCGGCUUUGAUCUAAAGAACAGUCUUCUCUUUCUGGCCUACGAAAACAACAUCAUCGAUGUAUUCCGUUUAAUAUUCAGCUGUAACCAACUAAGGUACGAACAGAUUUGCGAAGAAGAGAUCGCCCAGAAGGCCAAGAUCAGCUAUUUGGUAGCCACGGAUGAUGGUACCAUGUUGGCUAUGGGUUUCGAAAAUGGCACUUUAGAGCUCUUUGCCGUUGAAAACAGAAAAGUUCAACUGAUCUACAGCAUUGAAGAGGUCCACGAGCACUGCAUCCGGCAAUUGCUAUUCUCGCCAUGUAAGUUGCUCCUGAUCAGCUGCGCGGAGCAGCUGUGCUUCUGGAAUGUGACGCACAUGCGCAACAAUCAAUUGGAGCGCGAGCAAAAACGGCGGCGCAGUCGACGCCAUAAGCAGCACAGUGUUACACAAGAGGAUGCUGUGGAUGCGGCGCCCAUUGCAGCGGACAUCGAUGUAGAUGUGACAUUCGUUGCCGACGAGUUUCAUCCGGUGAACCGAGGGACUGCGGAACUGUGGCGGAAUAAGCGCGGCAAUGCCAUCCGUCCGGAACUCCUGGCCUGCGUUAAAUUUGUGGGAAAUGAAGCUCGUCAGUUCUUCACAGACGCCCACUUCUCCCACUUUUAUGCCAUAGAUGACGAGGGUGUCUACUACCAUCUGCAGUUGCUGGAGUUAAGCAGACUUCAACCUCCACCUGACCCAGUUACGUUGGAUAUUGCCAAUCAGUAUGAAGACUUAAAAAAUCUUCGAAUUCUCGACAGCCCACUUAUGCAGGAUUCGGAUAGCGAGGGUGCUGAUGUAGUUGGCAACCUGGUUCUGGAGAAGAACGGCGGAGUGGCGAGGGCGACACCAAUUCUGGAGGAGGCCAGUUCAUGACGCCAGAAGUGCGUCCCUAGGCGGCGCACGAAACAGGAAAGUCCAAACUACAACAUGGCAUUUAUAGGAUUACUGCUCUACUACCUGAUGGUUUUGCUCUUCUACCUCCUGGGUCCGGAUUUGUCCUAGGCAAACAUUAGUUGUUGGCGCUUACAUUUGCGAAUGUAUGCAGCUAACCAAGUAUGAUAUCUCAGAGGGCGGUGGGUGCGUUGCCCUGCCUUUGUUUGUCAACGCGAGUAACCGCCACCAAAUAAACGACAUUUCACGAAAAACAC
Molecule: messenger RNA, 4883 nt
Organism: Drosophila melanogaster (fruit fly)
Lineage: Eukaryota; Metazoa; Arthropoda; Insecta; Diptera; Drosophilidae
Gene: Dark
Product: Death-associated APAF1-related killer
Exons: 10
Coding region: 227-1822 (531 amino acids)
Biological process (GO): apoptotic process; animal gross anatomical part developmental process
Cellular component (GO): cytosol
Molecular function (GO): ADP binding
Source: RefSeq, marked reviewed